AUGUCGACUUUUUCAGAUGAAGGAUCGCAUCCGCGCGAGCGACACGAAACGAACGAUGAGGCUGUACCAUCAAGUCCGCUCCUCGAGUCGAGGUCAGCGUCGCCAGUUGGGUUGAGGGCAAGAUUGGGCUUGAGCGGCGUCGCUCGAAGGACUGUUGGUUUUGCGCUGCUUCUACUGACGGUGUUCCUAUGGACAAUGUACAACUUUAUCGCCAGUUAUAUGUUCUCUGACGAAACGUAUAACAAACCCUUCUUCGUCGUCUAUCUCAACACAUCUAUAUUCGCAAUUUCCUUGAUACCAAAGUUCUUCAACUACCUACGAAAAAGUGGGUUGCACGGACUGAAACACGAUGCGAACCGACUCUGGAUCGAUUAUAAGCAUGGCACAAAUUACUCGAAAUCCGCACAUCGAAGCGAAGACGAGCAGGCGACAGAGCGUUUGAUAGCGCAAGGAUACGGAAGCACGACAAACACCUCGUCUGAUGAGAAGCUGAGCUUCAAGGAUACUGCUGUUCUAAGCUUCGAGUUCUGCAUGCUUUGGUUCUCGGCAAAUUACUUCUCAUCCGCCUGUCUCGAACAUACCAGCGUCGCGAGCGUAACGAUUUUGACAUCUACGAGCAGUGUCUGGACACUCAUCUUCUGCUCCCUAUUCGGCAUUGAGCGCUUCUCUACAGCCAAGAUCAUGGGCGUAACAGCUUCACUCGCAGGCGUCAUUCUCAUCUCAACAGUGGAUCUAUCUGGAAAGUCUGAUGAGGACAGAGGAUCUUUCCCUCAUAAAUCAUUCGACCAGAUUGCUCUUGGAGAUGCGAUGGCGCUCUUGAGUGCUGUUAUCUAUGGUCUCUACGUGACGGUGAUGAAGCGCAAGGUUCCGAAUGAGGACAAGGUCGAUAUGCAGAUGUUCUUUGGGCUUGUUGGUGUUUUCAACGUGGUUCUCUUGUGGCCUCUCUUCUUUGUCUUGCAUUGGACGGGUAUCGAGCCUUUUGAACUCCCACCAAGCGGUACCAUCUGGGGUAUUAUUAUUUUCAAUGCGGUAUCGUCAUUCAUCAGCGAUAUCUCAUGGGCUCUCGCCCUCCUCAUGACAACACCGCUGGUGGUGACAGUUGGCCUAUCACUCACCAUCCCAUUAUCUCUGAUUGGAGAAAUUCUCCAAUACCAGCAAUAUUCAAGCUUCACCUACUGGGUUGGUGCUGUGGUUGUGUUCGUUUCAUUUAUCGUGGUUAGUCGCGAAAGCCAUGAUGAGGAGGAUUUCAAAAAGGACGAUGAUCUUGAGAGAUCGGUUGGGGUUUGA
This is a messenger RNA of Fusarium coffeatum, 1287 nucleotides long. RefSeq lists its product as uncharacterized. Gene Ontology annotation, cellular component: membrane. The transcript has 4 exons. NCBI's taxonomy places the organism in Eukaryota, Fungi, Ascomycota, Sordariomycetes, Hypocreales, Nectriaceae. The record is from RefSeq and is a predicted model, not a curated record. The coding region runs from base 1 to 1287 and encodes 428 amino acids. Gene Ontology annotation, biological process: regulation of peptide transport.